Messenger RNA from Drosophila eugracilis, 904 nucleotides. It is a transcript of the gene eIF4E6, whose product is annotated as eukaryotic translation initiation factor 4E1. Gene Ontology annotation, molecular function: translation initiation factor activity; RNA 7-methylguanosine cap binding. Gene Ontology annotation, biological process: translational initiation. The transcript has a single exon. The coding region runs from base 112 to 765 and encodes 217 amino acids. Gene Ontology annotation, cellular component: cytoplasm; eukaryotic translation initiation factor 4F complex. The record is from RefSeq and is a predicted model, not a curated record. NCBI's taxonomy places the organism in Eukaryota, Metazoa, Arthropoda, Insecta, Diptera, Drosophilidae.
UAAACAUUACUAUUCUAAAUAAAGAGCUUUAAAUUAUUGCGACUGAGAAGUAAAGUAAUCUCCGUAAAACUGACGUCAUCUUAGCGAACGAAACGAAAGGAAUUUAAUGAAAUGGAUGUGUAUUUAAAUGACAAGACUUCCUGCAACACGAAUAAGGGGAAUUCCCCGGCUUAUGAAACAGGGAUGACUACAUCCGCUCCCCCUUCCGGCAAUCUAAAGGUUCACAAGCUUCAGAACACAUGGAUCCUGUGGUUUAUAAACACCAAUCCGAAUAAGUCGUGGAAAGACAUGAUACUGAAGAAUGGCAGUUUCAAUACCGUAGAAGAUUUCUGGAGCCUAUAUUACCGCACCGAACCACCCUCCAAGCUUAAAAACGGCUCUGAUUAUAUGCUCUUCAAGGAGAAUAUUCCCCCCAUGUGGGAGGAUCCGGUCAACAAGAACGGUGGUCGCUGGUUGAUCAGUAUUAAUCAGAACCUAUCCAAAAACCAUCUGGAUAUCAUUUGGCUAGACGUUCUGCUUUGCCUGAUUGGCGAGGCAUGCGAUAACUGUGAUGAAAUCUGCGGAGCUGCUGUUAGGAUUCGCAAAAAGAAUAAUAAGAUCGCAGUUUGGACUAAAAAUGGCAACGACGAGGAAGCCAUCCUGGAGAUUGGCCACAAAUUGCACGAACUGGUGCGCCUUGAAGGGACUUUACAACUUCAGUACCAGCAUCACUUUAAAGAAGAAAUGGGCUCCGACGUGAUGCAUAUUUUGAAGGUUUCGAAAUAACGAAUACCAGUUAUGGGCUUUCAUUUUUAUUAAUAAUAAUAAUCUUUGAUCUUGACUCAUUAUUUCACUAUCUCUUUCUGUGCCAUUGCAAAUACCAUUUAUUACAAAUCUAAUAAACUUUAAGUAUUGCAAAAUUCAA